GAACUUCCUUCACUAAACUCACCAAAACGCAAAAAAAAGCCUCAUCUUCAGACAACUCUUCGAUGGGAGAGGAUUCUUCUUCCAACAAUGAAUCAGCCGCGAAGGAGUUUGGGUGAACUUUGUCUGAAAUAACCUCCACCCACACAGCCAUCGGAAACUCAUGUUUCAUGUUGAUCUUGAUAUUUUGAUCGAUUCCUUGACUCUCUUUUCUGAUGAAGCAUAUUCUGCCAUUACCAGCUUAGAAUCGGGUGGAUCUGCCUAACCUUUAACAAGAGCUUCAAAGGAGUUUCAAUCCGGUGGACAUGGAGGCUUUUCCGUGGCUGGGGAGGUUUUCUGGCGGUUGGCGAGGCUAAUUCAAUUGCUAGGUUUGUUUUCUUCAUCUUACAGUUGUCGUAAUUCCAUUCUUCUAUUAAGCUUUGUAGCCAAUCUAUUUUUUAGGAAAGAGGUUACAUUCCAUUGUUCGUGGAUAUGGGAACUCCAACUCACCUACCCAAGCCUUGUCCAGUAUAUAUGGAAUGUGCACUAAGUCCCAUUAGUAUCUCUCGGUUGUGGGUAUUUGCGGUUUCACAAAUUAAGGUUUAGGAAUGUUGUUUUAAUGUUCCCUUUUCUCAGAAGCUUUGUAUUCUUUCUGAAGUUGAGGAACAUAUAAGAUCAUAACCUUUCUCGUGGGCGAUAAUUUAGAAAUUGAUUACCCAAUGAUGCAGUUGAAGGAUCUCUUGAAUGGUAAGCAGUUUCAUUGUGACCCGACGUGAGGCUGGAUGUGUAGUUUCCAACGUCUUCUCCAGCUUCAAACUCUCUUGGAGGUCAAGCUUCUCUUCAACCAAACAAACACCAGUUUCUGACCAUCUAGAUUGGUGCGAUCUUGAUAUGUUGAACUUCUCCUUACCAGUAAUGCUGGAUAGCAAUAUGUUUUUACUGGGAAAAUGGCAUGGAAAUAGGAGUGUGAGUUGCGGGUCAUUAAUUGAUGAAAAGAUGGGCGGGAACGGUUUAGUCUAGCUUGAGCACUGGUUGAAUAAACUUCUUUGGUGGUGUUAUCUAAUGAUCUAUUAUCUGGAUGUAGUUCAAAAGGUGUUGGAACAUCUUUUUAAAUUGGAUGUAUUUGGAAAUUUGAAAUUUCAUAUACUAAGGUCUCGUUUAGUAUCAUUUUGUUGCUGUUGUGAUUGCAGUGGUGUUGUGUAAACAGAUGUACAACCACAACAGGAAAAAAACAGAAAACACAAAUCUGUUUAGUUGAUAAAUCUGAAAAAUCAUGAAAGCUGAAAACAAGAAACAAAAACACGUUUAAUUACUACUAUAAGAACUAAAAACCAGAAAAAAUAGAUAUGUGGCAGCGACGGCAGGGUCGGGCGGCGGCGACGGCUGUUGAGAACGGGAGGCGCGGAGGCGGCCGGCGUUUAUGGCUGGAGGGGGAGAGCGGCGCCUCGUGUUCGAGAGAAAAUGGAGGGGUUGGGGGCGGCUGAAAGUAAGUAGGGUUUUGGAGUGGUAUGUGUUAAAUUUUUUUUUUUGCUUCUGUGGGGAUUCGAAAACUGGUAUGUUUUAAUGAAAUCAAGCGCCCAACCAGUAGGAAUCCCGUGUGCAACAUGUUUAAGAAUCAGAUCCAAAGCUAUAAAUUGUUGUUUCUCAUAUUUGAGCCUUGUUGUGCAACCUGAUUCACAACAAAAAAUAAAAACCCAAAUAAACACGAUUUUUUUCUUGGUUUUCCAAAUUUCUUAAAACACAACAGGAAACAAAAACAAGCAACAAUACUAAACGGGCCUUAAUUUUCUAUCAAACCAGAGACCACAAUUUCCAAACUGGGUCUUUUUCAUACUACAAUACAGAAAGCAAAAGGUUGAUUGAUUGUAUUAAAUUUUUCCUUCUUCUUGUCUUGAUACUGCAAGAUCUUUACCAAAUUUGAACGUAUUAUUAAUCCCUAGUCUGUCGAAAUGACUCAUGAAUUUUGUUUCACAACAAUCCUUCCCUCUUUCCAAUCCACCGACUAUCUAAGCACGCCCCUUGUUUUGGAAAUCUUAAAAGAUUGUCGUGCACCGAUCAAGCAACUGAUAAAGAGCAGCAUAUAUUUGGUGUCACUGUCAUAUAGUGUCGAAGACGAAAAGUGUGUUCAAAAUUAAGGUUUCUUCCGCCGAGGAAGGACAUGAUGGAAUCAAGGAAAACAAACAUGAUCUUUUGGGGGCUGAUGGAAGUUUUUUAGACGGCCAUUUGUCAUCUUCACUUAAGGACAGAAUUAGAACAUCGGAAGUUCAAGCAUUGAUGCUGAUUGCACUCAACAAAAUUAGCUGGACAACCUGAAUAUCAGUGGGUUAACAUCACAAAGGAGUAAGGAUUGCAAAUUGAGUAUAAGUGUUGGUUUAUCAUUUAGAGGUUUGAGAGGGUAAUUUGAUUAAGGUUAUAGUGAAUGCUAACAGGAGCUGCUUGCUCUGUCAACUACCACUCUGGGGUAGAUUCAUCCCCGAUUCAUAAAGAAAAACUGCUAUAAUGAUAUAGCAACCAAAUUAAUGCCUUUUGAAGUUGGAAGGAACUCAAUGAAGGGUUUCUCUAAAUACUCAUUGGAAGGCUCAAACUUCAAAAUCCUGCAGGCUUUGCUCUGUACGCGAGCUUGGGAAGCUGAAUACCAACCGUCGGUAAAAGCAGCUGUCCUUUUCAUUCACCAGCAUUCCCCUGUCUUGCGUGCUGGUAAAUUGAAGUCUUGGGGGGUAAGGAACAUAUUCACUGCUUUCCCAUAUGGCUUUCGCUUUUUGAGAUUAUGUUCUUCAUCUGAUGGUAAUUCUUUGAAUUGUGAUUUUAGUGAGAAAACAAAAGUGAAUUAUGGAUUGGGAUUUCUCCUACAUGUUGGUAAAAUCUCUGGCCUCGCUAUCUCCCGACGGCUUCAGUGACCCACCUCCAAUGGAUCAACAUGUUGUGUAAGUAUCAGAUUCUCUUGGUUUCAUUAUGUAUUGUGGUUUGGUGAACUAAGAAAAUAAAGUGUUCUAGAAUAUAAAUAGAUAAAAUGCUUAAUUAAUAAAAUUCAAAUGAUUAACAUUAAGGAACCAAAUGUACAUAGACAUGAUUCAACCAUAGAAAAUAGGAAACCAACAAAAAAUAAAAUGACCAGCUAUUCACAAAACACUUGCUGGUCAUAGUUAAAGAAAAAUGAAAAACACUUGCUACUACCAAUGUCCACCCAUCAUGAAACCCACUAACUUGAAGAAACUCACAGAAACAUAAACCAAUAAGCAUUUCCGAUAACAGAAUCUACCAGAAAAGCUUGCGAAGGACCAAAUCACAUUCGGCCGUGGCAAAGUUAAAAUCCACCAGUUAGAUCAUAAUUCAUAAGCUUAAAUGAUUUGCCCCUCAGCCAAGCUAAGAGUAUCCUGAAAUUAUUGGUCCAUUCUUUGUAUGUUGCCUGAUAAACUUUAAAAACAUGGUGUCAGUAAGACUAACUUUCAAAAUAUUAGGGAAAGUUCAAAGAAAAAGCACCACUAAUUUGAGGGAAAACAGAUUAAUGAAUGCACAACUAAAAUCCAUAAGACAUGCAAAUCAUCUUCAAACACAAAGCUUUUGACCACUCACCCAAUGAAUCGGAGGUAAACAGCCUUUCUCCUAAAAAAAUCAACAUCUUGGAAUAGAGCUUCUUCCGGUCCAAUAACUACAACUUGUCGAACUAUGUCUGCCCAAAUACAAAUGUAAAGGGAGUGAAUAGGUAAACAACUAUAAAUUAAGAUUCGAGGACUCAAUCAAAUUAACAGACAGAUAAGUAUGGUUGUGGACAGCUUGAGGAAGAUCCUCGGCUGCCAAAAAAACGGAAGUUGUAGAUUGGUAUGUCAGGAGCAUUUGCGGCUUCUUGAACCAUUUUAUCCUCUUGAAAGAAGAUUCUGAGGGUAGGAGGUGAAACCCUAUAGUAACCAUGAUACCCACGAACCACAAAAUUUCGCAGUACGUAGAUCCUUCCCACCUGAAGAAUGGGUUGAAACACUGGAAUAUGAACCGUACCAACUAAUCCCUGCAUCUCCGACCCUACAAAAGAAAGUGAAUUUUAGUUUAUCAUUUUACAGUGUCAUGUCGACUCUAAAAUAGUAAAUAUCAUCACUGUAAACUAAUGAACAGAAUAAUACCUCGUUUUCUAGAAAUAACAUAUGGAGUUGGUGAAUCUCAAUGCCAUCUGGCUUCAUUGUUUUCCACAAUCGCAUGAUCCUCAUGCGAACAGUAGCGUCGUCUUGAUGCAAAUUCAGUUGGGAUAAACUCAGAAAAUCCAUGGAUGCUUUGAAACCAAAAGAAGUAGAGGAAUUUUCUCAAAAUGGCGUGAGAUUCUCUCUUCAUUGAGCAUGGCUUUAAAUAGUGUUCAUGGAAGAUGUAAGAUAUUUUUGUAACUGACAGUAAGAGUGGAGGUAAUGGGAUUAAACCCAACAAGAUUGUGUACCACGAUGUAGCUUCAGAAUAGGAAAAUUUUAAUUUAUGCAUAAUAUAUAAAUUAAAUAUAUGAAUAUAACUAAUUAAAUAUCUCAAGUAAU
This is a messenger RNA of Linum trigynum, 4487 nucleotides long. The record is from the annotation of a GenBank genome assembly. Lineage: Eukaryota; Viridiplantae; Streptophyta; Magnoliopsida; Malpighiales; Linaceae.